AAUUCGUUUACUCAGUCUUAAUUUUAGUUUCUUAGUUUCCUCUAUCUCCGUGGGUGGCUCAGUAGGUGGGUGCAGAUACAAUGUUGAAGCAAGUGGUUGCCAAGUAUUCCAUAGGUAAAGCGGCGAUUUAUGGUAGUACCAGAGAAAAGCUUAGACCUUUCCUGUGCCAAACCAUUUGUCGGUUCCACAAUGCACGGACUGUUUUUGCACCAAGAAGCUUCUUUGGUGUAGAAGACUACGUGGAUGAUGACACAAGCCGGCCUUACACAUACCAAAAAGAGAAAAAGUCGAAGAAUCCAGACAAACAUGUGUCGUUCAAGCAACGAACAGUCGCAUACAUGGAGCCAUUCACUCUAGAUGUCUUCAUCUCAAAGCGCUUUGUUUCGGCAUCUCUCACUCACCGUGUCACAUGUAGGCAAGUUGCUGUUGCGGGAACAAACUCUAAAGACGUAAAAGCUGUUCUGAGGUCAAGAUGUGAUAUCCCGGCAUGUAUGUCCAUAGGGAGGAUCUUGUCCGAGCGUGCAAAAGAAGCUGAUGUUUACACGGCUUCUUAUACGCCAAGGGACCAAGACAAGUUUGAAGGGAAGAUCAGAGCUGUUGUCCAGUCCCUUAUUGAUAACGGAAUUGAUGUUAAAAUUUAUCUCGAUUAGAAACCAAAUGUUUGUUGUGUCUGUGCUGAAAUUAGGGUUUGAUUUCCAUUUUCCUAGCAAACCUUAUUGAUUCAACCAGAAACAAACUAAACCCCAACAAUUCAUGGAAAAAACGAAACAUAUGACAAAGUCUAUUUUGAAACUGGAAUCCCAAGCGAGUCAAUUACUUUUCAAAUCUCUUUUUGGUUCUAAUACAUUAGACUUCCUUUG
This is a messenger RNA of Arabidopsis arenosa, 860 nucleotides long. NCBI's taxonomy places the organism in Eukaryota, Viridiplantae, Streptophyta, Magnoliopsida, Brassicales, Brassicaceae. The record is from the annotation of a GenBank genome assembly.